AUGGCACCAGAAACCCUGCUAGGCCUUAAGGCAGCCCUGGCUAUGAACUUGAAAAAGGUGCAGUUCCAGAACAUACUGAAAGUGAGCAGCAGAGUGACUGAAAAACCAAAUGAAGAUAGAAGCUGGAAUCAAGAAAGGAUUCAGAGGGAAUUCAGAGAUCUGCUUGAGGGAAAUGGACAGCUAGAUGGAGCAUGCAAAAUGCAGAUUGGCACACGUGUGAGGCCACUUAAGUUACCUAAGAUGAAG
Messenger RNA from Podarcis lilfordi (Lilford's wall lizard), 246 nucleotides. The record is from the annotation of a GenBank genome assembly. NCBI's taxonomy places the organism in Eukaryota, Metazoa, Chordata, Lepidosauria, Squamata, Lacertidae.